Molecule: messenger RNA, 1435 nt
Organism: Armigeres subalbatus
Lineage: Eukaryota; Metazoa; Arthropoda; Insecta; Diptera; Culicidae
Product: probable chitinase 2
Exons: 4
Coding region: 279-1397 (372 amino acids)
Biological process (GO): carbohydrate metabolic process; chitin catabolic process
Cellular component (GO): extracellular region
Molecular function (GO): chitinase activity; chitin binding
Source: RefSeq, a predicted model, not a curated record
GUCCGGUAGGAAGCGAUCCGUCAGCAAAUCGCUUCAGUGGGGAAUUGUGGUCGUCAAUUGCCACCAUCGACCAAACCGCCAUUCGUCGACACGUGGAAGUCGCCAACCACCAUUCAUUGGCCCACGUGGCGAUCAUCAAUCGCCAACCGACAUCAGCGGUAACAGCAGCGCAGGUACAGCAGCAGCAGUAACCAUCUGAUGUCGUCGUCCAAGACCGUGUGGUAACUUGCUACAUAUCGACGUGGGCCGUCUACCGGAACGGAUCUGGAUACUUCAGUAUGAAUCAUUUUGACCCCAAACUAUGCACACAUGUCAUAUACGCUUAUGCCGGAUUAGAUGCGGAAAACAACGCAAUUAAAUCACUAGACCGAUGGAAAGACUUAAAGGACAACAACGGAUUGGGUGGAUUCGAAAAACUAGUCGGUAUGCGCAAUUCCAACCCGAAUCUGAAAGUGAUGAUUUCUAUAGGCGGUUGGAGUGAGGGUUCCGUGGAAUAUUCUAAAUUGGCCGCCAAUUCACAAAGGCGACAACUUUUUGCUGAAAAUGCGCUUAGAUUUUUAAAAUGGUACGGCUUCGAUGGACUAGAUAUAAACUGGGAGUACCCAACGCAACGUGGUGGUAAACCUUACGAUCGAGAGAAUUUCGUUCUGCUCAUCAGAGAACUAAGCCAAAAGUUCUCAAAAAAUAAUUUUCUAUUGACCUCGACUAUUGAACCUAAACAUUAUACGAUAGAUGCCUACGAUAUAAAAAAUCUGGUCAAGUACUUGGACAUGCUGCACAUCAAAUCAUAUGAUUAUGCAGGAAGCUGGAGCAGAAAAGUUGGAUUCAAUGCGCCACUCAAAGGAAACGAUGCUAACAAUAUCGAGUUUUCGAUCGAUCAUUUGAUUGCUUUAGGAGCCCCAAGAAACAAGAUUGUUCUUGGUAUACCUUUCUAUGGACGAACAUUUAUAACCGGAACAGUACCCGCAAAGAUAGGCGAUCCAUCGGAAGAAAUAGGCUUCGCAGGUCCUCAUACAAACCUAAAAGGUUACAUAGGGUACAACGAAAUAUGCGCAGAAUUCAAGGCAAAACCAUACCUUUGGCAGACAUCUUGGAAUGCGAAUGCGGCAGAGGUGAUCGCCCAAAUGCAGAACGGAAGACGUAGUCAAGUGAUUGUCUACGAUAGCACUCGGUCGAUUGCCUUAAAAGUGCGCUAUGCCGUACGGAAAAAUCUCCGUGGUGUAAUGGCUUUAUCCAUUGACACGGAUGACUUCAAUGGCAUCUGUAAUGCGGAAAAAGACACAUUCGUGGACUUCCGUCAUCAAGUGAAUAUUCCUUUGCCUAUUCAGGGUAAAUAUAAGCUACUGCGGACAAUCAAUGAUGCGAUUGCAGUAGCAGAUAGAGAAUUCAAUCAAUAAUUAUAAUUAACAAAAAUGAAAUGCAAUACAAAAUAAUC